AAAGAGCGAGAGAGCCAUAGAGAAAGAAAAAGAAAAACUCAGGGACUGAGAAAAGGAUUGAAAUUGAGGGAGAAGUUAAAAAAGGAAGAAAAGAAGAAAAUGGUAGUAAGAGACGAUUUAUAAAUAGAACAUUGAGUAAACAUAAAUAGAGAAUUUUCGAUCUUGUGAAGACAGAGCCGAACCACUGUGCAGCUGUUGCCGCAGCCAUCGCUGGGGGGCAGGCAGCGCUAUUUAUAGACGCGUUGCAUCCGCAGCGUCUGUGCCUCGGCGCCUUUGUGCAUCUGUGCUGCAGCAGGCACAAUGCGUAGGUUAGUAUCUUACGAAUCGGCGUGCAGCAUCGAUGGCUUCACUUGGCGUACGGCGCAUGAAUCAGCCGCUGGGCAUCCGGGUCUGCUGCUGUCGCAUUUGUACCUGCAUCAACUUUGGCUUUGUGCUCUCGCCGGGCGGCCUGCUCAAGCUGAUGCAGCUCGGCCUGGCCACGCUGUGCGAGGGACUGCUGAUACGCUACGGCGUGCCAUAUGCCGAUUCCAUUGGCCAGGCGCUGACCAGCUUCUUGGCCACAACGGGCCACUGCUUCACCACCACGGGCAUACUGCUGCUCUGCUAUUGUUUCUCGGACAAGUCCUAUGGCCUCAUACGUCAGUCCCUCUUUGAAACACUGUUCCAUGGCCUGGCCAGCUGCAUGUACUUCAGCUCAGCCAGCUACAUGGGCUUCGCCUGCGUUGUCUGGCUGCAUCCGCAAUUUCUAGUACGUCCCGGCUUCUGGGCAUAUCCGGCCAUGACUGCCGCCUACUACAUGGGCUAUGCUGCGGGUCUCCUACAUGCUAUCGACGCCUAUCUCUCCUUCAAGUACUUUCGCAGAGCUAGCUAAGAGUGAUGGGCUUUAAGUUUAUCCAGCCCAGACGAACUCAACUAUGCAACGACUUAAUCUAGAGUUAAGACAUAUACUUAUACACAUAUAUAGAUGUAUUUAUAUAUAC
This is a messenger RNA of Drosophila arizonae, 980 nucleotides long. RefSeq names its product MARVEL domain-containing protein sing (gene sing). Gene Ontology annotation, cellular component: membrane. Lineage: Eukaryota; Metazoa; Arthropoda; Insecta; Diptera; Drosophilidae. The record is from RefSeq and is a predicted model, not a curated record.